CAGAUAUGGAAUAUAAAUAUGAUUACACAUAAAGCGCCACAGAUAACGAAAAAAUUGCGGUUGUUAUUUUGUCGUUACAAAAUUCAUUGGGUGUACAUGUAUAUGACUGUCUAACAGUAACACACCCAUGGAAGGCAAAUAUUGGGGGGGGGGGGAAUAGCGCGGGAUUUGGCCAAAGUUCCGUUUGUUUCUUGAAUUUCCAACCACUUUGAUGCAGCCACGACAUUUGGACAAGUCAGACGAAUCAUCUAACUUGUCGGACGAUGAUUAUGUUCCUUAUAUACCAGUGAAGCAACGUAAACAACAGGAGUUUUAAGUGUUUGAGGAGACUACGAAAAGCUGAAUAUUCUUAUGUUUGGAUUGCCAUAGAAAGUAGUUGGUUUUUAAACAAUAUAAAUAAGUGUUUCACUGAUUAGAUUUGUGUGAGGGCUUGAAUACUGCCCGGGUACCCAGAUCGAAGCAGUUGAUUUUCUUAGGGCCACACUCAAAGCCUUCGACUUAAAGGCUUAAUCCACAAGACAGUGAAGCAACGUAAGGAGAUGUAAUCCCAUGGUAGCUGGUGACCAACAGUUAUUUAUACGCCAUUUGUUCCUUUAAGAUCCUAGAGCCCAUUUACACCAUUGAUUUGGAACCAAGGUUUCCCAACUCCCCUAGAUGAGUCCUCCAUAUCCACCAUCUCGGUUAAAGCGCCAGGCAUCCGCUUUCUGUCCUUUCAUUUUCGUGAACAACAGUAAGUAGGACUUCCCUGGCAAAAUGCCAAAUAGUUGAUAUGCAUUUGAUCGUAAUGUGAAUCCUGAAAAGAAGUUAGUGUAUCAAUCGCUAACUCGACUGGUUAUGUAAACAUCAGAUGGAACGAGUUAUUACUAAUAUCUUAGGGUUGAUGCUCACCUUCGGACUACCUCUCGGAAGUUGUUCUGCUUAUUUUGUCUACGCCAUAGUCACCUACUAAGCUUGGACCGUAUUUGUAAAAGUUAGUGUGGGCUUUUUCUGUUAAAAUGAAAAGUAAAACUGUCUAAUAUCAGAUUCGGUAUACAACUUCAAAAUAUGUUAGUUCUUGUUUCUAUGGUUGAUAUCAAGUGUUCGUUUUGAAUAUAUUUCUUACUGUAAUAUCAUAUCAGUCUAUUUGACAAAGGGAUCAUCAUGAAUUAGUUUUUGCCGCAAUAAUUAGCUAUCGGUUCAUUCAAUGUGAUUUGAGAUACAGUUAACAUAAGCUUCUCAACCCGAGAUAAGUGGGAUGAAGUUCAUUCCUCACCUGUUAAAAAUGUACUUCUAGUGGUAUCGGGUGGAUAAACAAUAAGCUGAAAUCCAAACAAAAUUGUUUGUUUGACUGCUUCUGUUUAGAAGUUUUACAGGUGACCAAAAGGCCGUUUCAAGCCCGAAUAGUUACCAUUUAUAAUAAUUAUUAUUAUAAUGGCAAAAAUAAUAGUUGUUAUACUCGCACUAUUUAAUACCAUAUCUUGAUUAUAGUGAAUUCUCAGCACGAAGUUCGCGGGAUUUCACAGAUAUUCCCGUUUUAUGAUCAUUUAACUCGUAAAUAUUAAAAAAGCUAACUGGCAUUCAUAGUCAUAAAUAUUUAUGAUCAGGCUUGUACUCAUGAUAUCUCAUCACCAGAUCGGUUUUUUAUGUGGAUCUUGCAGUAAGCACUCUCGUUUCUCCAAAAAAACCAGGAAGGGAAUAUACGAACUACUAUUAUGGUGCUCCUUGAGUUUGUCAGUGACUAGAUUCGCGAUAGGUUAUGAACGUUUCAUGAAAGCACGUGGGUACAUGCGGUUAACUGACAUAGUGAGUUUAAGAAAUCCCAAAACAGGAAAAUUCAUAACAAUAAACACAUGUUUAGGAAAAUAUUGAGUCUAAAGUCUGAACAAAUUGCCGCUUCGGUCACUUUUUCAGUUUUAUGAUACUUGGUUUGGUAGUGCCCAAAUAAGAUUUGAUCUCUUUACCCUUUCGAAAAUUAUUGAGGAACUUGGGUAACCCAUCAACUGAUUACGAAUUAUUGUUUUGGUUUUGAAUCACUUUUAUCGUACCAGAACUAGGAAGAUAUUGCUGACUUGUUCAAAUCGAUGAAAAUAAAAUAUGGUUUAAACACCUACAACUCUGUCAAAACUAUUGAUCCAUAUAUGCACUGUUGGACGUUUUUAGGUCCAGCCAGUAUAUUCAUUAAAAUGAGGCUCGUGUUGUAUAUAAACUAGACGAGCUCAGCGGUUUAAGGACUGAUGGGUUUGAAUUUCAAGCAUUCGAUCUCAGGUUCGUGUCUCAUUUCACCCAUUUAAAUCCAAAAAAACUGGGUAAUAUCAUCACCCUUUGCAUAAAAUAGUGUUCUCCAGAGUUUGAUCACUAAGUUAUCAAAACGAACUGUUUGCUUAUACCAGACGUAUAAACGUAAUUUUGUGUUAGUAAUAAAGUUUCUGUACCACUAGUUUCAUUAGUCAUAAGUAUUCGAUUUCUCCCACUUCAGCUUACUUCACUGCAGCGUGUAUUAGGUAAUCUUGCGUACACUGAAGUGCCUGAGGAGGAACUAGACCAGGGUAAUACAGCAGAACAAGUUGAAGAUGAUCCGGAGGGUAUGACAAAAAAGUCAUCUGAUGACAAACAUCAUGGACCUAAUGCCCAGGGUAGUUUAUUUGAUAGAAUGUGGGAAUUAAAGCGAAAAGCUGAAGAAAGGAAGGAAACAGAACGGGAUAAAAAAUUAAAGGAAGAAGCUAAGAUUUUAGAAAGUGUUGCUGAAAAGACCGCUUUAAAAGGUGUUGCAGAACUAGCAAAAGGUAUCCAGUAUGAUAAACCAAUUCAAACCAGCUGGGUACCACCUGUAUAUAUCCGGGAACAAAGUGAAGAGAAAUCUGCAGAAAUCCGCAAAAAGUUUCGAAUUUUAACUGAAGGUGAUGAUGUACCUGCUCCUAUUCGACAUUUUAGUGAAAUGUGUUUUCCAAAGGCUUUAAUUGAUUUACUAAAACUACGUGGAAUAACAAAACCUACACCGAUUCAAAUGCAAGGUUUACCAGCUGUAUUAAGUGGUCGAGAUAUGAUUGGAAUUGCAUUCACCGGCUCCGGAAAAACAAUGGUGUUCUCAAUACCAGUUAUAUUAUUUUCUAUGGAUCAAGAACAGAAAAUUCCAUUUAUUCAAAAUGAAGGACCUUAUGGUUUAGUUUUAGGUCCAUCUCGUGAAUUAGCUCGACAAACGCAUGAAGUAAUCUGUAGCCUUAUUGAUGGUUUAGUCAAAGCUGGUUUCCCGUCUAUUCGUUGUUGCUUAUGUAUUGGUGGCAUGGCUGUUAAAGAACAAGCAGAUAUUGUUAAAAGAUCUGGUGUUCAUAUUUUGGUUGCUACACCAGGUCGUUUAAUAGAUUUACUUCAACGUAAAAUGAUUAAUUUAGAAGUAUGUCGUUAUCUUGUUUUGGAUGAAGCUGACAGAAUGAUUGAUAUGGGUUUUGAAGAAGAAGUCCGAACUAUAUUCUCCUAUUUUAAGGGACAACGUCAAACACUUUUGUUCUCUGCUACUAUGCCGAAAAAAAUACAAAAUUUCGCUAAAUCAGCCUUGGUGAAACCCGUCACUGUUAAUGUUGGUCGAGCUGGAGCAGCUAGUAUGAAUGUCACUCAGGAAGUAGAAUAUGUGAAACAUGAAGCGAAAAUUCCUCAUUUACUUGAUGCUUUACAAAAAACUCCACCGCCUGUUAUUAUAUUUGCUGAGCGUAAACAAGAUGUGGAUGCUAUACAUGAAUAUCUUCUUUUGAAAGGUGUUGAAGCAGUUAGUAUUCAUGGUGGAAAAGAUCAAGAUGAACGUGUAUCAGCUGUUACAGAAUUUAGAGCUCAUCAUCGUGAUGUCUUAGUUGCUACAGAUGUGGCUAGUAAAGGUUUGGAUUUUCCAGAAAUUAAUCACGUGAUCAACUAUGAUAUGCCUGAAGAUAUUGAAAACUAUGUACAUCGCAUCGGUCGUACUGGUCGUGGUCAUCAACGUGGGUUGGCCACAACAUUUAUCAACAAAUCAGUGGAUGAAUCCACUUUAUUAGAUUUAAAGCAUUUACUCAUAGAGGCUAAUCAACCUGUGCCAGAAUUUCUUGUUGAAUUGGCAUCAGCUACUGAAGUUGAACUUGAAAUGGGUGGUGAAGUUGGCUGUGCAUAUUGUGGUGGUUUAGGUCAUCGUAUAACACAUUGUCCAAAAUUAGAAGCAAUGCAGAAUAAAGCUGCUAUUAAUCUGGGUCGUAAAGAUUUCUUGUCUUCUGCAGAUUAUUAACAAAUUAUCAUUAUCAUCUGAUAAGCUGAAUACAGCCAAACAUUUGAUAGUUACUGUAAAUAAUUCAUAAAUUUAAUUUGUAAAUAAAAUCUUCAAUUGACGUUCAUGCUUUUUUUUUCCUUGUCUUGGUUCAAAAGCUUAAAUUUCAAGUUUGUUUUUCUUCAAAAUCAUGAGAGAAAUUGUCUCAAGUUUAUUAUACUGUUAUAUUACUGCAUAUACUAUAUUUAAUCAUAUCUAAAUACUGUGAUUCACAAAUGAAAGUUCAUUUUUGGUCUGUAAAUUGUCAGAAUAUUUUCUUUGGAAAUAUUUUCUCGGUUCACAUUCAGUUGUACUGUAUACACAUGUUUUUUUUACUACUUAGAAACCAAUAGAUCUAAAAUAAAUCGAAUGAACUUCGAUCUGAGAAGAAGGGAUUUACUGAUUUAAUCACCAUACAUUACUGAAUUCUUUACUUUCCCUUGGCAAGUAAUUUCUUCAUUAAUUUAUUCGAAAUGUAUUACAGGAAAAUAUAAUCUCUCAGAUUAACUCCAUCUAUUCACUACACUUUCGAUGCUAAAUUCUUAGAUAUUGUGAAAAUCGGUAGUUGUAACAAUUACAUACUUCUAAUUAUCAAACUUUCCGUUAUAAAGAAACCUGUAGAUUUGUUUGCUACAAAAAUAGGAUCGUGUAUAGUUCACAACUUUUGCUCAAUUCUAUCCUCCGUCCCAUUAGUUUCAAAAGUUA
This is a messenger RNA of Schistosoma bovis, 4948 nucleotides long. NCBI's taxonomy places the organism in Eukaryota, Metazoa, Platyhelminthes, Trematoda, Strigeidida, Schistosomatidae. The record is from the annotation of a GenBank genome assembly.